Messenger RNA from Uloborus diversus, 3300 nucleotides. RefSeq lists its product as uncharacterized. The transcript has 13 exons. The coding region runs from base 257 to 3232 and encodes 991 amino acids. Gene Ontology annotation, molecular function: monooxygenase activity; oxidoreductase activity, acting on paired donors, with incorporation or reduction of molecular oxygen; iron ion binding. The record is from RefSeq and is a predicted model, not a curated record. Lineage: Eukaryota; Metazoa; Arthropoda; Arachnida; Araneae; Uloboridae.
UGAUAAAGAGAGAGAGAGAGAAUCAACACUGCUGCAGGAUAUUAACCUUCAAGGUUGAAUUUAGAUACGAGCUGCAUUGUUACAUUUUUAUCUUGACUGACAGCAUACGAAAUCGGUGGUGAAGAAAAGUUAGGACUAAUUUCCUUAAUGAACUCAUAAUAAAAAUUUUCGGAAAAAUCAAAUGGGCUUUGUUUACAAAAGCAUCUAUAUCAACCUUCAAUUUUAUUAGAGCUUUGCAAGAAGCAUUCUGCUGAAAAUGGAUCCAAAAGUGUUGGGAAGCAUUAAUAUUCCACCUUGGCCUAUAACCGUGGCCAUCACAGCCCUAGUCCUAGCAGUAAUAAUAAACUAUUUCACGAAAGAUAAAAAAUUACCACCAGGGCCAAAAGGGCUUCCUUACUUUGGAUAUUUACCAUUUCUCAAGAAAGAGCGUCUCCAUGUUCAACUGGAAGAACUCGGGAAGAAAUAUGGAGACCUUUUCAGCUUCACCAGUACAGGGUUGCUUUUCCUUCAUUUGGGAUCCCACAAAGCCUUAAGAGAAGUCUUAGUAUCGAAAAGUGACUGCUUCGAGAUCAAAGCCAAGUUUGACGGUAUUCUGUUCGAUGAAGGCCUGUUCUUUGUAGAUGGCGAGUGUUGGAGAAUCCUCCGCAGAUUCUAUACCCAGUACUUGAAAGAGUGCGGCUUUUCUUCUGUCAAGGAUGAGAAAGCGGGGGCUUUUUAUGACUCCACCCAUGCCAUCAUCUCAGACCUCAAGGCAUCGAAAGGCAAACCAUUCAACAUCACAGACGACAUGAUGAACAGAAGCACCUACAUCAUGCGCAAGAUCCUUUUCGGUGAAUACGGCAUGUCAAACGACGAACUUCGGGACUUUAACCAAGUUUACGAAGAAUUGUUCAGUGGUUUAACUGACAUGCGUUUCUUUUUGUGCUCUAGCACAAUAAGGAGUCUUCUUACCUUUCGGAAUCAUGUUUUUAAUAAUGCACUGAGAAGUUAUCGAAAGCUGCAAGACGUAUUGCUCAAGAUUAUUCGAAGGCAUGAAGAAACGCUUGACGAAAAUCAUGUACGAGACGUUGUCGAUGCAUUCUUAAUGGAACGAGUGAUCAGAAAAAGGAAAGACGAUGGAACUGCAGAAUUUUUCACGGACAAAGGAUUUGUGGCUACAUUGAUUCAAAUAGUUGGAGAUGGUAUUGUGUCUGUGGCCCUCUUCACCUCAGGCUUUAUCAAAGUUCUUCUGGACCGACCCGAAGAGCAGGAGAAAAUUUACAAAGAACUCGUCAACGUUAUUGGCACCGAUAGACAGACUACGCUAGAAGACAGGAGCAGUCUGCCUUACACGAAUUCUUUCAUCUACGAAACAAUGCGGACAUCAGAGUUCUUUCCUCUUUUUCCAAGUGUUCAAUGCACGAGGAGAACAACUUUGCGUGAUUAUAGAAUACCCAAGAAUACGGUAGCUCUUAUAAAUUUCUGGGCAGUAAAUCACAAUCCAAACACAUAUGAGGAUCCUUAUGAAUUCAAGCCUUCAAGAUUCAUUACAGUUCCUGGGAAGCCAAAACCAGAGCUACCAGUCAUCUUUGGAAUGGGUAAACGAGCUUGUAUUGGUGAAUACUUCACAAUGGUGCAAGCAUUUUUGUUCCUUACUACAAUCGUUAAAAAUUUCAAACUGUCCUAUCCUCCGGAAGGAAAGAAAGAAGAUCCCGUUUUCUUCACGGAAGGAAAAAUCUAUGCGAUUGCAGAACCAAGGGUUAUUUUCCAACAGAUAAAAGAAUCCAAAAUGGUUCCAGACAUCAGCAUUGAUUCUCCAGUGUCAGUAGCUGUAGCUGGUAUAGCUGUUCUCUUGGCCAUUACUUAUUUCACAUUGAAGGAGGCUGAUAUUCUCCCUGGACCAUCAGGUUUUCCGUACUUUGGUCUGUUACCAUUCCUUGAUGACAAAACUUGUCACGUAAAAAUGCAAGACAUGGCAAAGAAGUAUGGCGAUCUUUUUAGUUUCAAGUUCGCUGGUACGUUGUACAUCUGCAUGAAUUCUGCAAAAGCUAUGAGAGAAGUUCACGUUACAAAGUGGGACUGCUUUUCCGAAAGAUCAACCAGAUUUAGUAUUGUUGCUGCUUUGCUUGGAGAAGGCGUUGCAGGUGUCAAUGGAGAAGCUUGGAAAACUCUUCGUAAGUUUUUCAUCCAGAGCUUGAAAGAAUACGGAAUGAAAGAGAACAUGGGUCCUGUCUACAACUCGCUGUCUGAUACUAUGGAUUAUCUUCGAAGCAAAAAUGGGGAUCCAGCUAACGUUUUACAGUUGCUGACAGACAAAUGUACCGUCACUAUUCGAAGUGUUUUGUUUGGGGAGAACGGAAUAUCUCAAGAGAGUAUCGAAAGUGUGAACGAUGCCUUAAGUGUAGUACUAGGAGGACUUACAAGUACGAAAUUAAUGCUUUACGGCAUUUCUGCACGCUUCAUAUGCACGUUUUCAACCAAGUAUCGCAAUAUUCUUAAACGUAAUGAAGAGCUGACAAAUAUUUUGCUGGAUACUGUAGCAAAAAUCGAGAAAAAGAUGGACGAAGGUUGUCCGACUUGUGUUGUAGAAGAUUAUUUAAAAGAGCGGAACAAAAGACGGUUUAAAAAGGAUCAAUCUGCAGAUUAUUUUUCUGACAGGGCCCUCGUAUCUUCUCUUUCUCAGUUUAUUGGCGAUGGUAUCCUCAGCACUGCAUUUCUGAUUGGAGCUGCGUUGGAAACUCUGCUUCAGUAUCCAGAGGAACAGGACAAGAUCUAUCGAGAAGCCUUAGAAGUGAUCGGGAAAGACCGGCUCCCGACCGUUGAAGACAAGAGCCGCAUGCCCUACACCAACGCCGUUCUUCAGGAAGUGGAAAGGAUGGCGAACAUUGUGCCCUUGUUCCCCAGUGUCACAUGCAUUAAAGAAACAACUAUACGAGGAUACAAGAUACCAAAAGGAGCGAUGACGUUGCUAAACUUUUGGACCAUUCAUCGGGAUCCAAAUACUUACGAAAACCCAGAUGAGUUCAAUCCUUCCCGUUUCCUUUUGAUACCAGGAAAAUCAAAGGCUGAAUCACCAGUUACUUUUGGAAUAGGUAAAAGAGCCUGCAUAGGAGAGGCUUUAGUCAAGACUCAAAUAUUUCUGUACAUAACUUCAAUCGUCAAAAAUUUCCAUCUUUCUGCGACACAAGCAGGAACAACUUCGUUAAUGGAAGGAACAUUGGAAAUAUGCUUUCUGCCAAGAAACAGUCAGUAGAAAAUACAUAUACAACUUGUUUUUAUGUUUCAUGCACAAAGGAUUUCUUUGUAAAUACUUAAUGUAGA